Molecule: messenger RNA, 1791 nt
Organism: Zerene cesonia (dogface butterfly)
Lineage: Eukaryota; Metazoa; Arthropoda; Insecta; Lepidoptera; Pieridae
Product: ATP synthase subunit beta, mitochondrial-like
Exons: 1
Coding region: 1-1791 (596 amino acids)
Biological process (GO): proton transmembrane transport; proton motive force-driven mitochondrial ATP synthesis
Molecular function (GO): ATP hydrolysis activity; ATP binding; proton-transporting ATP synthase activity, rotational mechanism
Source: RefSeq, a predicted model, not a curated record
AUGUCUUCAAUGCUUUCUGUGAAAAUUUUAGAAUGGAGUGUUUUUGCGAAAAAAGGAAUUCAACUAUUAAAUAAUAUUGACAAGCGGUAUAAAGCAAAAUCAAUUAAGAUAAUUGACUCAGAACUUUCUACUUCCAACUCGAACAAAACGAAUGCAGUAAAAGUGCCAAAAAAAUUGAACCUAAAAGGCGUAAGUAGCACUAAGGCUAACGGGAGCUCCAGGAAGUCCCUCGGAAAAGUUGGCGCAUGUGUGUAUUUAAAUAAUCCUAAGGCAAAAUAUUCCACAAGCAGCAAAAAAAAUCAAGAUAGUAAACCCGACAAACCUCCUGAUAAGCCACCAGGCACGGCAUUAACUGGAAUUGCACCCAAAUCACCUGCAGGUGGAGCGAAGGGAAAAAUUAUAGCAGUGAUUGGUGCUGUUGUAGAUGUACAGUUUGAUAAAGAAUUACCACCAAUUUUAAACGCUCUCGAAGUUCCCGGGCGGAAACCUCGUUUGGUUCUUGAGGUAGCACAACAUCUAGGAGAACGAACAGUUCGAACAAUUGCUAUGGAUGGCACGGAAGGUUUAGUUCGUGGACAACCUGUAGUAGAUACUGGAGCACCCAUUACUAUCCCCGUCGGUGAGCCUCUUUUAGGCAGGAUAAUUAACGUUAUAGGUGAACCUAUUGAUGAACGGGGACCUAUUCAAACUGAUCAAUUUGCACCCAUUCAUGCAGAUGCACCUCCGUUUGUAGAAAUGUCAGUCGAACAAGAAAUUCUUGUCACAGGUAUAAAAGUAGUUGAUUUAUUAGCGCCAUAUGUAAAAGGCGGUAAGAUUGGACUAUUUGGUGGUGCAGGUGUGGGCAAAACAGUAUUAAUCAUGGAACUCAUUAACAACGUUGCCAAAGCCCAUGGUGGUUUUUCUGUAUUUGCUGGAGUAGGAGAACGCACGCGUGAAGGUAAUGAUUUAUAUAAUGAAAUGAAAGUUGGUGGGGUUAUUAAAGAUGACUAUAAGCAGUCCAAGGUAGCUUUAGUUUAUGGGCAGAUGAAUGAACCACCUGGAGCAAGAGCUCGUGUAGCUUUAACAGGAUUAACGUUAGCCGAACAUUUUAGAGAUAAAGAGGGUCAAGAUGUUUUAUUAUUCGUGGACAAUAUCUUCAGAUUUACCCAAGCUGGUUCUGAGGUAUCAGCUUUACUUGGUCGUAUUCCGUCUGCAGUAGGUUAUCAACCAACGUUAGCAACUGACAUGGGUACGAUGCAAGAGCGAAUUACAACAACGACCACCGGCUCUAUUACAAGUGUACAAGCUGUUUACGUCCCGGCUGAUGACUUAACAGAUCCUGCUCCAGCAACUACAUUCGCUCAUCUAGACGCUACGACAGUACUAUCACGUGCUAUUGCUGAAUUGGGAGUAUAUCCAGCUGUUGAUCCCUUGGAUUCUACAUCGAGAGUCAUGGACCCGAAUAUAAUCGGCCCUGAACACUACGGAGUUGCUAGAGGUGUGCAAAAAAUAUUACAAGAUUACAAAUCGUUGCAAGAUAUUAUUGCUAUAUUGGGUAUGGACGAAUUAUCUGAAGACGAUAAGCUGACUGUAGCACGUGCUCGUAAAAUACAACGAUUUCUCUCCCAACCUUUCCAAGUAGCUGAAGUUUUUACCGGACAUGUUGGCAAAAUGGUUAAACUAGAAGAAACAAUUAAAGGGUUUAAAAGAAUUUUAGGCGGAGAACUUGACCACAUACCAGAAGCAGCUUUCUAUAUGGUGGGCACUAUUGAAGAUGUUAUUGCUAAAUCGCAAUCUUUAGCAAAGUCCUAA